GAGAGCCAGAGCAGCGGGAAAAGCAAAGCACUCCUGAUCCCUGCCCUCCCCGGAGAGUGAGUAUAACCUUCCUGCGUCCAUACACAGGGUGUCUGUCACAUAUAGCUCUCCAUUAUAUUUAUAUAUAACCAUAACCACCACAUGGGCGCUGCAGUGGUUAUGGUGCUUGGAAUGAGCUUUGAAUUUAACAUUUAAAGGGACACUAUAGGCACCCAGCCAUAUUCAGCCCAUUGAAGUGGUCUGGGUGCAGUGUUCCAGGUCCUUUAACCCUACUAUUGUAAUUAUUGCCGUUUUCGAUAAACUGCAAUAAUUAUCUUUCAGGGUUAACUCCGCCUCCAGUGACUGUCUACUAGACAACCACUAGAGGGACUUCCGGGAUGUUGGGUGACUUUCAGGACGUCCAGCAUCACCCAAAACCCCCAUAGGAAAGCAUUAUACAGAUGUGAGUGCGGCCGUUGGCGCGCAUGCGCCCUUGGUCUCCCCCGCCGGCUGACAUCAGCUAGAGAUGAGCGAAAGCGGAUCCUGAGCCAGCACCGAGGGACAUCGGCACUGGAACAAGCCAAGUGACAGUAGUGGGUAGUUUGUUUGUUUUCCUGGCACUAUAGUUUCCCUUUAACCCCUUAAGGACACGUGACAUGUCAUGAUUCCCUUUUAUUCCAGAGGUUUGGUCCUUAAGGGGUUAAAGGAACGCUCCAGACCCCUAAAGCAUAUCAACUUGCUGGAGUGCUUUAGGGUGUAUCAGAGUUCCCCUCUUUCUUUAUUAACCUGUCAGCUUCAGGGGAGAGCAGAAAAGAUCACCCACAGGCGGUCCUUCUGCUCCCCACGCGUAGCAAAGGGAAAACAAACCGACCAAUAAAGGUUAAAAAAAAAAAUCAAUUGAAAAGGCUUAUCUCUAAAUAGAUGUAGUUGAAAAUUAGUCAGGGAAAUACUAUCCAUAGAGACUAUGAUGCUUAGAAUGCUCAAUAGUAUAUCUAUGGUUAAAUAAAUUGGAGUAUAAGUCUGUCAGAAUGCAAAGGGAGAUAGAGGAUAUAGAUGUAAAGAUAAGCUGCUUGAAAAUCUUGCAGUAAAAGUCAUUUACAAAGCCUAAUUCUCUAUUGUUCUAACUAGACAGCAGAUGGAGCAAAAAGAAAUGAAAUAUCAUUAAAUAGAAAAAACACACCCCCCCAUGUGCGGCAUACUAGAUGCUGUGACAAGUGUUAAGUGCCCAUAGAAAAGAAAAAGAAAAAAUAGAACGCCUGACGCACGUUUCGGUGCUGUUAGGGAAGCACCUUUGUCAGAGGCAAACGAACUAUUCAUGAGAGUAUACUUAUAUACCUUAGUAAUUCUUUAACAGCAUAAUUGUCCCUCCAAUGGUGUCCGUGCUCUCGCGGGUGGGGGGGUGUAUCUAAAGGGAAUUGUUUUUUCUAACCAUUCACUCUGAGUAUUUGCGCCCAAAUAAAGUAGGCGUGGCUCAGAUCCUCACGUAGUACGCACUGAACAGCUUCAGGGCAAGUGUCAAUCAAACCACGUUAGUCUACCCCACGUGGUGUACUGAGCACUUUAUGACGUAAGGGAUUGGUCCGAAAGUAAAGAGGAAAAAGUAACAAUGUUUUGACAGAUUGAGACACACACACACACUGCAUUAUAUACACACACUAUACAAACACAUACACUACACAAACACACUGUGUAUAUAAUGCAGUGUGUGUGUUUGUAUAGUGUGUGUAUAUAAUGCAGUGUGUGUGUUUGUAUAGUGUGUAUAUAAUGCAUAGUGUGUGUAUGUAUAUAAUGCACACAAACACACUGCAUUAUAUACACACACUAUACAAACACACUGUGUAUAUAAUGCAGUGUGUUUGUGUAGUGUGUUUAUAUAAUGCAGUGUGUGUGUUUGUGUAGUGUGUUUAUAUAAUGUAGUGUGUUUGCAUAGUGUGUAUAUAAUGCAGUGUGUGUUUGUGUGGUGUGUUUAUAUAAUGCACACUACACAAACACACUGCAUUAUAUAAACACACUACAUUCACUAUACACAAAUACACACACUUUGCAUUUAGUAUAUACAGCAUUCACUUUACGCACACUACCCACACACUACACAAACACUCUGCUUUCAUUAUAUACACACUACACUAAUAUCCACUACACACACUAGAGAAAUACACACUGCAUCCACUACACAAACACACGUUACACAAACACACACUGCAUCCACAACACACACGUUACACAAACACACAAUGCAUCCACAACACACACACACUACACAAACACACAAUGCAUCCACUACACACAUUACACAUUACACACACACACACAGCUCCCCUGUCUAAACACACUGCAUCCACUACACGUGGCAUGUAUAUUUUGUGCAUUUGCCUUUAGAAAUAGUUUUUAUUUUCCAAAAUGGUAAAUGUACAGAAUAUCGGCAAAUUAUUUUGGCUAUCGGUCUGAACGUUCACAGAAUAUCGGUAUCGGCUCUAAAAAAUCAAUAUCGGUCGAUCCCUAAUAUUCACCAGGCAUAUACGUGGGAAAUGCCACAGUUAUACUUAACACACAUUUUGUAUCUGUUUACUUUACAGGUUUUUCUUUAAUCUGAAAACAUGAAUAGUGGUGAACGCUUUGUGCAGACAUUGCGUAAAGCUGGUUACCCCAAAGCCCCUCAACUUGAUGGAGAAGAUUUUGAUUGGCUAUUUGAAACCACCAAUGCCAAACCAUUUUUAGACUGGUUCUGUGCAAGUAUAACCGAGCAGAAUGUUGUACCUGAUGAGAAACUACAAGCGUUUAAAGAGUUAAAGGAGUCAGGCAAAGCCAUUUUAGAUGAGAAAGGUGUGAGUGAGGUUUUGAAGACCUGUAAUCCAACCAACACAAAAAUCGCUACCAUGGAAGACGUUGCAAUAGAGAAGCUAGAGGAAGAAGUUGAGUCUUUGCAGAAACUCAAAAAUGUACGCAUCCAUCGACGCAAUAAGUUGCAAAUGGUUGCUUCUGGAAAUAGUCAACUAUCAAUGAAGUUACAAAAUUUAGAGGAGGAGGAUGCUAAAAAGUUGAAGGAAAUACUGAGGGCUUUAGAGGGCACAAACAAUAGGUUGAAUAAUGAACUCAGUUCUAUUGUACAAGGUGUCCGUGAGUUAAUGUCCUUCUUUACCAUUCCCGAAGAAGGCUGUGAGAUGUCUUCACCGACAUUUCUAUUCCAAAUUCUCCUAGAUAAGUAUCUGUCUAGUGAAGAACAGCACACGGCUGCAAUAACAUCAUUUAUUAAAGAACAUUUUGAUGAAGGCUUCUCGAUGUGUAUGCAAGACUCAGAUGGGAACGUUCAGCACCUUCCUCAGGGUUCUGAAAAGACUUCUGAGCACACUUUUGAUGAGAAAAACAUGGAGACAUUGAAGCUUCAGUUGGCCUAUACUGGAACAAAACACAAACUAAUUCAAUCAAAGGCUAAAGGGGCAAGUUUUAAGGCUGGCCUGAAGUGGGCUGAGGGUCAUGCUUCUUCUUUUCAGAACAAGGUAAUGCAAGUGCUUUAAUACAGUAUCUUAGUAUGAUUUAUAAUAAAAGUGUGGCUUAUUGGAAGGAUGAUUUUGGAAAGCAAAAUUCAUUUCAUAUUACUGCAGUGGAAAGCAUUGAAGUAAUUCAAGGAAUACACCAAACAUUAUAACCACUACAGCUACUGUGGUGGUUAUGGUGCCCUGGCAAUUCCAACUCUAUUGUAAGUGGGCAAACCAUUUUUAAAAGUUUGACUUCUUACCUGGGGAAGGUCCAUCGUUUUACUAACCAUGAUGGAGAGCUUGCAGGGCCUAAUUUAGGGGCGUUAAAAGAUGUUCCUGCUGGGGCGCUGUUGAUGUUAGGAGAGGAGACGCAGUGCAGCACCCAGUGAAUCCAGGUAAGAAGUCAAAUUGUUUAAAAAAAAAAAAAGUUUGAAUUUUUUUAAAUGGGGUAGGGAGUGGCAGCAUGGCACUACUUUGACUCAAUGCAUUUGUAUGGGAAAAGUUCAGUAUCAUCAUGCAGAGCUUGCAGCACUGACCCAGGAAGCACCUCUAGUGGCUGUCUGAGUGAUUGCCACUGGAGGUGUCCAUAAGCAGCAAUGUAAACACUGCCUUUACAUUAAAAUACCUACAAGGACCAGCUAUAGAUACCAAAACCACUACAUUAACUCCUUAAGGACACGGCUUCAGAAGCUGGACAUACCCUUAAGGACUCAAGCAAUUUUUGAAUUUUUUGCUGUUUGUGUUCAAAUGGAAUUUGCAUCUCUCUCAUUUAUUGUACCAACACAUAUUAUAUAUCAUUUUUAGACAACAAAAAGGGCUUUAAUUUGAUGUGAUAUAUAAAUUCUCAUUUAUUACCAAAAAAAUGCAAAAUAAUGCGGGGAAAAAACAAUAAUAAUGUGUGCAUAAUAUGUCCAGCUUAGGAAAAGUAAUUCAAAAUCAAUUCAUUUAUGUGUCUUGAUUUACAAAGUGCAUAAUAUGUGUAGGAUUUCAGUUUAUUUUGAAAUGUACAGGUCACAAACGACAAGGUCUAAAAUAAAAUUUCAAUGUGAAACAAUUUUAGAAGUUGGUAUGUUUGCCUUGGAAGUUUAAUACCCAUUACAGGAAACAAAAUUGCCACACAAAAGUAUAUAUUUAUAUAAAGUAGACAUCACAGGCUAUUUACCUAAGCUUAGUUUGACACUUUUUCGUAGCCAUUUCACCGCCAAUCUUUGCUAAAUAUUGGAGUAAAAUGUUUUUUUUUUUCUAUUUUGGAAUAUACACAUAUUACAAGGUUUUUGUAAUGUGUAUUUUGUAAACCUAGUGUAUGCUAUCCCUGUACAGAACCCCAUAUUGUGUUCAGCUACAUCUGAUGAGUAAAACGAUACCCCCAUUGUAUACCUUUGCUCCUAUUCUGUGAAGCUACAAUGCCAUAUAGGAGACCAUGCUAUUUCAGUUUCUAUAGUUGGCAUUUUCAUAGAUGGUCAUAUGUCUGAUUUUGUGGCAUUAUAGCCAUUUGACUGUUCAAUUAACCCCACAAAGGCCUUCCAUUUGAGAAAGCAGACACUCCAGGGUAUGUUAUUAGGCAUAUAUUAUACCUUAAAGGACCACUCUAGGCACCCAGACCACUUCAGCUUAAUGAAGUGGUCUGGGUGCCUGGUCCAGCUAGGGUUAACCCAUUUUUUAAAAACAUAGCAGUUUCAGAGAAACUGCUAUGUUUAUGAAUGGGUUAAGCCUUCCCCUAUUUCCUCUAGUGGCUGUCUCAUUGACAGCCGCUAGAGGCACUUGCGUGCUUCUCACUGUGAUUUUCACAGUGAGAGCACGCCAGCGUCCAUAGGAAAGCAUUAUGAAUGUUUUCCUAUGUGACCGACUGAAUGCGCGCGCAGCUCUUGCCUCGCGUGUGCAUUCAGCCGACGGGGAGGAGAAGAGGAGGAUCGGAGGAGGAGAGCUCUCCGCCCAGCGCUGGAAAAAGGUAAGUUUUAACCCCUUUCCCCCUUCCAGAACCGGGCGGGAGGGGGUCCCUGCGGGUGGGGGCACCCUCAGGGCACUAUAGUGCCAGGAAAAAGAGUAUGUUUUCCUGGCACUAUAGUGGUCCUUUAACUUGCCACCAUUUUUUUCACCAAUUUAUUUCAAAUUUUGUGGUGAGAAAAAGAAAUUAAAUUUUUUUACAUACAUGUUGCAUUUUGCUGGGUAUUUUUUACAUUUGAUAAGUGCCACUGUCAUAAAUUCCCCCUAAGUAUGCCCAGUUACCUCUUCCGAGUAAAACAAUAAGCCCAAUGUAUGACCCAGACACUAUUUUGUGAAGUUACAGUGCUGUGAAAGAGACGUGACAAGUUCAGGUUUUUAAGUGUGAAUUUACACGGAGAGUUUUAAUGGGUCCGUAUUCUAUUUUUAAAUAUGUUAGCAGGCUGCAGUGGUAAUAAGCAUUUUUUCUGCUUUGACACACACAGUGAGUUUGUACUGUGUAUUUUGCAAACCUUAUGUGUGCUAUGGCUAUAUAAUACGUCCUAUCUUGCUCUACUAUUUCGUCUCAGCACAGCAAUACCCCCAUAUGUACCUUUGCCAGGUAUAUGCGGACAUUGAAGGGGCACAUUUGAGACACAGCCAUUUAAGUUUUUUCAAACUUUACAUUUUUACGCUGUGUCCAUACCCCACUUUGUUUUUUUUUGUAGGUUACUUAUUCCAGCUACCCCAUAAAGGCAUACCAUUUCUUAAAGAAGACACCCUAGGGUAUUUCAAAAGAUGUGUUUUGAACCUUAGCGUGAAAUAAUUUUUCCGCUACCUUAUACCAAGUAUAGUGGUAAUAAGCUUUUUUUUAGCCUUUUUGACAUACUGAAUGAGUUUGUAAUAUAUAUUUUGCAAACAUUAUAUGUGCUACAGCAGUAUAAUACAUCAUAUGUUGCUCCGCUAUGUCAUCUGAGUACAGCAAUAACCCCGUAUGUACCUUUACCAGGUAUGUGACAACGUUGAAGGGACACAUUUGAGACACAGCCAUUUGUUAGAAUUUUUACUCUGGGUCCAUGCUCCACUUUGGAAUUUUUUUAAUAGGUUGUGUUUUCCAAUUACUUCACAAAGGCAUACCAUUUCCUAAAGAAGACACCCCAGGGUGUUUCUAAAUGCAUAUUUGAAACCUUAGCGUGGUAUCAUCUUUUCGCUAGGCUGUACCAAGUGUAGAGGUAAUACGCAUUUCCCCCCUUUUUUAAACAUUUUUGUAAAGUUUUUUUAAUUUUAAAAAGUUUUAUUUAGCUUUUAACAACUUAUUUUACUAUUUUAAAACUUUGUUUAAACUUUUCAGAAGUUUUUUCACUUUUAAUUGUUUUUUUUUUAAACUUUUAACACCAAACUAGCCCAACUGUAAAUCCCCCAAUUUCCACACUAACUUCUACCCACCCUAGCUAAAUAAAUAAAUAUUUUAAAAUAUUUAAAUUAAUUACAUUUAACCCCUGAGGAUUAAAAAAAAAUAAGUUAACCCUCAGAGGUUAAAAAAUCAGAUCACAGUGAAAUACUGUGAUCUGUAUUUUGAUCACUGCAGGCAGUGAUCAAAGGGCAGGGAAGGGGCAAAAAUUUAUUUAUAAGAGGUUGGGGGGGUGGGAUUUUGUAACUUACUGGGUUUUUUUCUUGCAGAGAGAGACAGAUCAGCACUGAUCUGUCUCUCUGCAGUUGACAGCUCACAUGGGGCUGCAGGGAAACAGAUCAGGUUUCACUAACCAGCAGUGUGAUCGCUCGGACUCACUCCCGGUCAGAGCGAUCACAUGGGCUGAAUCAGUGAAACUGCCCAUGGUAGUGUGCCUCCGAUAUGGAGACACACGACAGGAAGAUUAACCCCAAGAUUGCCACGAUUGUCCUAAAGGGGUUAAGCUGUAGUUGUUCUGGUGAUUAUAGUGCCCCUUCAAAUCAUGGCACCCGUGGAGAGAACCUCAUGGAAGUUGACAGUUUUCUUAGACUUGUCCCUGUGCUUUUUAUAAUCGGCAUAAAUCACCUUAGUCCUUAUUUUGUUUUGAGAAUAACAAUCCUUGAUAUGACAAAGGCCUGAAAUCAUUUUUUGUGUAUUUUUUUUAUUAGAACUUGUUUAUUUUCCAGGUUGGAAACCAAGAGAACCUGCAGGCGAGAAUUUCAAGUUUAAACAGCGAAAUAACACAAAUUCAAACCCAGAUUGAUGCUAUUAAACAGGAUCGUAUUCUGGAGUUAGUUAAGCAGAAUGCCCAGCUGUUAAACAUGCCUAUUCUGAAAGGAAACUACGACCUACAGCUUGCCCAUCACCAAAGCUACUCCAAGAAACAGGACGUUGUGGGAAAUCAUUUGCUGAAACAAAAAGCUUCCUUUGAGUUUCUUCAGCUGGGUUAUGAAUUGGAAUUAAAGAAACACCGCAAGGUUUAUCUACAGCUUACAGACAUAACUGAAAAUUUAAAGGAAAGCGCUAAUAAAUUGGAUGAGAGACUUUUGAUGAUGUCGGAUCUCAGUGUAUUAUCCUCCACUAAACCAAGAAGUAACCUCGAUUCCAAAGACACUGCUUCGCACAGGUAUGCAUGCUCCCAAAUCUCUUCCACUGAUUUAGAAAUGUCCAUUUAAAUUUUUUUUAAAAAAAUCACAUGUUCUUUUACAAAAUAAAAUUCCUUAAUGGAUGCUAUGUAGGUUUUACCUUCUGCACUGUUUGACAUGGAGAGCACCCUAGCUGUGAUUCAUAAGAAAGGACUGCUGUUUUAAUACAACUGCAAAAAUGUAACAUCCAACAAAAAUAUUAUUCUACAUAAUCUACCCUGCUCUGACCAGUACUGACCGUACUUGGCAUUGUUUAUGAUGUUGAAGUUAGCUUCUUAUUCAUCUAACAUUUUUAUUCAUUCAAAAUGUAUGUAAAUAUUAUAAACUCUGCAAUAUAAAUAUUACUUGCUUAAUACAGUAUUCAUAUACAAACCAUAUUUCUGCACAUUUCUGAUAUAAUAAUAUAAUAAUGCAAACAAAAGAAUAAAUGUUAUUAGCUACAUAUAAAUUAACUCAUUCAAACUGACUCUUGUUUCUGUAAAGUAGUACAUUGUAUCUUCCAUCUCUAAAAUAAACAAACACAUUUGCCGCUUAAAAGGGACAUCAAGAUGCCACUUUCAAAUCAAUGCCAUUUAAACUAAAUCUAUGUUGGCAUUGAUUUCUAUACACUGGACACCCCUAUAGAAAUUAAUGCCAAGAUGGAUUUAGUUUAAAUUGCAUUGAUUUGAAGGUGGCAUCUUGAUGCCCUAUUUAAGUGGCAAAUGUGUAUUUUUAAAUAGAGGUCGGAAGAUACAAUGUACUACUUUACAGAAACAAGUCAAUUUAAAUGAGCCAACUUAAUUUAUGUGGCUAAUAACAUUUAUUAUUUGUAUUGUUUUCAUUAUUUAUUAUAUCAAAAAUGUGUAGAAAUAUGGUUUGUAUAUGAAUACUGAAUUCAUCAAGUAAUAUUUAUAUUGCACAUACAUUUUGAAUGAAUAAAAAUGUUAGAUGAAUAAGAAGCUAUUUUCUAUCACUGAAUAAGAAGGCUAACUUCAGCCUGUGAAAAAGAGAACUUCAACAUCAUGCAUUGUUCUCUUUGCAUAGCUUAGUAAAAUUUAAACUGUAUUUUUGUGGUUAGUUGAUGUUGAAUUUAUUAUGCUGUCGAGGUGGCAGUUUUUCCAUGACACAUGAAAUCAGAAUCUUUCCUGUAUAUGAGAUUUGCUGUAGAGGCCAGCGUGUAGUCUUUUUGCCGUAUUACAACAUCUACAGCUAUAAUAUAGAGUUUAGACAACAUUAUUUUUACUUGAGUGUUUCCAUGGUAUGUCAGCCUGGAAACAGCAGUCCCAGAGCAAAUGCCAGAAGAAGGAAUCUGUUUCAGAACAUUUUCCAAAGGCAACACUUGAAGAUUCAUGUUAGAACAUUUUCAGAGGCAGACAAGACUCAGGCCAGGAAGGAAUACUUUAACGUCGAACAAGUUUCCAUGUCCCAUUGAUGUUCCUUUUUUCCUAACCAGUCUGACCAAUAUAUAAAUCUGUCUUUAUCCAGUAUCAUAAUUUAACCACAUAUUGUCACACUAUUUUUAAUUUAUUUAUUUUUAUUGAGAAAAAUGUGACUCAAAAGAAUACACACCUGGCUAAAAUUCAGUUAACUGGGAUGUGUAUUGUGAUAUCAGGUGGAUACUGGUCACCUGUCUUUCAGAAUGUAAUCCUUAUAAAAGCCUGUCUAUUUGUGUUGGAAUUUCAGUUGAAUAGAUAAAUAAGAUAUUAUCUGAAUAACUUCUUUGGGGGAAGACAAGAAAUCAAGGUAAAACCUAAAUCUGGGUGCUUUUUCAGCUGCACAAUGGAGAUGAGUACAUGGCACCAAUCUUUUCUCCUGCCAGGUGCCAUUGUAAGGUGCCCUUGUUAUCUAAGAAAUCUUAUAGACCGUAGGUCUUCCACACCCUGUAUCACUUUCAGGAGAAUACUGCUUUUACAAAAGUACAUAAUACGCUGUAAAAAUAGUCGGUAAGGCCCAUAAAAAAAUCAUGACUGUAUGUUAGUGUUUUGAUAAUUAAGUUUUAAAACCGAACACUUGGAACCCUUUGAUGCACUCUUAUUACCCAGAAAUGGGAGGGAAGGGUCAGCGCUGUAAAUGUCUAACUAGAGAAAGUAAGAGACUGGCAGCUAACCCCAAAAAGUAGGGAUCCCUUUUGUCUUACUAAUGGAAAUAAAACAUCGAAAAAAAAGCGAGAGCUCUAGGUAGCGCCACAAUUUGAUAUAUACAGUGUUAUAUACAGUAUAUAUUAUAGAUUAGAUAAAUAUAUAUUUAAAAGUCCAAAUGAUAAACAAGUCCAAGAGAUACUAUAGAGAUGCACUUGUCAGAAGUGUUUUUUUUCCACCAAGUGUUUGUGUAAUUACUUAAUGGGCGUAGCAGGGUGGGUUCAGCAGUGGAGUCCGUAUGAAACAGGAAUAAUAGGGUAGUAUGUUCUUACAGGGGAUAUUAAAAGAAAGAAGGUAUGUUGGCAUAUCAAUAUAUAUCAAAAUUGGGGCGCUACCCCUAGCUCUUUUUUUUUUAUUAACCACAAUUCAAUAUCUGUGUCAAAAUAGUGGCUCUUAUGUAUCCUAGCAUUGGCACGUUGGUUGCAAUCUGAGACAGGCUAGCCAUUAGACACAGCCUCAAAAAUGAUUGUCACCCUUAUUCCCGAUACUAUGCCCUUUUCAGGUAGUUUAAUUGUUCAGAGAAUUGACCGUAUAUGAAUUGUUACAUUGACUGCCGUGGUUAAGUGAUAUUGAGAUUCAUUGCCUUUGUCAUGGUUAGUGCUCAUUGCUGUUUAUUCGCUGCACCUUUCAUGUUUUGUAGAUUAUACCAGCUUCUGGACGGAGAUCAGACACAGAAAUUGUUUAGAACAUACAGUGGAUUAGAGUCUGUGGCUCAGAAAUUAAACCAGGAUGUCACUACCCUGAAAGAUCAGCUGUCUGUUGUUGAGCAGGAACAAGCUCUCUUUCUGUCCAAGCUUGAUGCUAAUUUGAAAUCUUUACAGGAUUUUAUGUAUCCUGAAGGAAAGGAACUCUUGUUGAACACGCCGGUAAGUGAAAAGCAGUACUUGGGAAUAUAACGGUUUGCGUGUCCUGUGAACACAUUCUCUUGUGCCUUAACAAAUUGUUUGUUCGAAAGUAAAUUACAUAGAUGCGUUACCUCACUUCUAUGGAGCCCAAAUAGUGCUGGGCUCGGCAAUCAUGCAAACUGAGCCUCUAACUGAGGCUGAAUGCUAUGAAACUAAGGGAUGUUUGUAUCCCUAUUUUUGGGAGAAAUUUGUGGACAGGUUGUGUCCAUGACUUUUGGAGAAAGGGGUGGAUGAGCACAUACUCACUUUUUGCAGUAAUUUCUAAAGGUGCUAUUUGUGGUACACAUUUCAAAAUCCAGAGGAUUACUUUAAUUUAAAGGAUGCCCUGGGAACACUAACAAGACAAUACAAGGGAAUACUAAGCAGCAUAACCACUAAAACUGUUGUGAUUAUUUUGCUCAGUGUGCCCCUUAAAGUAUUUAAACCUUUGUUUUACAUAUAGGUUUAUCUGUGUUUAAAGGUUUACUCCAAUGUCCAAGAAUUGCCUUAGUCCGCACAUACAAUAUAAUAAAACUUCAGAAGCCUUAUUUGUUAUCCUUAUGUUGGCUAAGAUAUCUACUAAACAAAUACACAUGUAUAUACAAAUGCACAUAAUCACACAUCACGUGCCCAGCAGUGAUGCCGAUGUUGGGAUGACGUCAUAUCCCGGGGGCUGACUCACUGCAGGGCGCAUGAGGGAGCUGUCCGAGAAGAGCACAGAAUUUAAGGGACUGCUAGCGAUCCCAGGCUGCGGGUUGGACACCCCCGAUGUAAAGGAAUGUAUAAAAGAUACAUAUAUAUUAAAAAAAAAAAUUAAUUAAAGGGAAAAAAAGUAAUUGUUUAAAACACAAAACUGGAAUACUUCCUCCAAGACAUGUUUCACCUGUCCACCAGGCUUUUACAAUUGAUACUUUGCUUCUCCUGGGUUUUCUGUUUUUAUAGGGGCUCAAAUUAAAUUUCUCACCAAUCGUGGUGUUCCUUUGGGGGCGGGAAUGUCCAGAAGUGAUCUACCACUCCUCGGCAUGCCAUUAUUCACUCUUCAAACCCAGCAGUGACGUACUGGAACAAUUCCAGUCAUGUCAUAUUCGGAAUUCGAAGCUCCGAUGUCUGUUCAGUCCAAAUUGGUUGAUUUGCUAUUCUCGAAUUUCUUAGGAACUACUAAACCCAUUAUGCUUUUCGAUGUUUCAGUUCGAUCGUCGAAUGUUCAUUUGAUAGUGUUGAAUGUAAUCCUUUUGUGUGUUUUUUUUUCUGAUUUAGUUCAAAGUCUUUUAAAUAUAUACAUGAAAUUCAUUCCCCCCCCUCCCAUUUUUUUAUUUUAUUUUUUAUUUUUUGCUGCUGUUAUUUAUAAGUAUUUAUUCACAUUAAGUGCCAAUUAUGUUUGUAUAUUUGCACUACUGUAUUUCCAUUUAAUAAUGGUUAUUUUUUUAUUUUAAUUUGUAAUAGAUUAUAAAAUGUGCUGCAUGUAUUUUGCAUUCUAGUCUCGUGUUCUCUAUUCUGUUGGUUUUAUUUUUGUUUCUUUGUGUGUUUUUGUUUUAGGAGGUGGCAAAUCACUUUCAGCAGUUAGAUUCUCAGCUGGACAGGUUGAACCAUGUUUUGCUUGAAGUUCUUGAAGACCUGAAAGUAAAGCGGAAUAUUUUACAGUCCAAUAAAAUGCACCAAAUUGAAAAAAAACUUUACGUGCAUUUUUUCCAAAAUGAAGGACAGUUAAAGAGUAUAGUGGAAUCUGUGGAGUCCCAGACACAUGUUCAUCCAUCUACAUGAGAUAUUUCUGUGUUUACAUCUGGAACUUUUUUUUUAAUAUAUUCCUUUUGUCUUAAUCCAUAGAAAUGUUGGGAAAUGACACGGAGGUCGUAGUUUAUUUUACCACUCUUCCAAAAAGGAAAUGUGAACUCUGUAGGCGGUGUUUUGUAUAAGUGUAACUUUUAUUUGAAGGUCUACUUGUGCUUGGUAUGGCUAAAUCUGUAUCUAGCACACGGAUAAUGUUUGAAACCGUUUUUAGUACAGUUAAAUAAUGUGCAUUGGAACUUGCAGGGUUAUUCACUGAAGUGUGAAUUGAUGGAAAGUAAAUCUCAAGUUUUUAGGCUGGCUCAGCACAUUGUCAUUUCCCAAAACGGUUUCUCCACGUACCCUUAAUUUCAACUCUCUGUUUUUAAAAUAUAGAUUCAUGAACAAGUAGCACUUUAUUUUAUAAUGAUGCUGGGUUGUUUUUUUUUUUUUUUAGUUUAUUAUUCCAAUAGUUAUCUACAGUUCCUGUAAAAUAUAAUCUUACAGAUGCUGGUUUUUAAAGAACUAGUUUUAUUUUUUUAAUAUAUCUUAAAUCCCUUUGCUUCCCCUUUUGAGGUGGGAUAACAAGUAUCCUAGGAACAAAAGGAAAAAAUUGAAAAUGCUUAAUGUUUGUAGUAUUAUAUUGGGGGUCUAUUUUUUUUAGUAUGUUUGUUUUUAAAGGGAUUCUCUAGGCCCGGGGGCAGGCACCCUUCAGGACUCCAGGUGUUGUGAACUACAUCUCCCCAAAUGCUCUUACAGCCAAAAUGGCAGCAAAGCAUCAGUGGAAAUGCAGUCCACAACAUCUGGAGUGCCGAAGGUUGCUUACACCUGCACUAGGCACUGUAACCAUCUCAUUGAAGCCAUCCCACUGCUCAAUGUGAAACAAUUUGUAAUCCGUUUGACAUUGAAUGAGGGUGCCGUAUCCCUCUCUGCUGGUCAGAGUGAUGCUUCUACGUUAGCCAGACAAGCUCUGGGCAACGGGGAUAGGCAGAGAGUGCUCAAUUGACUGCCAACAAUCACUAGUUUGGGAUAGGAUGGCUAAUAAGGGGGUUGUACUCCACCUAGGCUGUACCUCCUGCUCGUGGGAUUCUAGUUACUAUAAUAACUUCAGUGAGUUUGAACUACUUAGUGCCAAGUGUGUCCUUUUUAAAAUAGAUGGUGGGAGGAUUGUUAAAUCUGCCUCAAAAUUCCUGUUAUAAAAAUUAUUUCUAUAUUGUCAAUUAUUUUUUUAAUACUUUUUAGAGCUUUAACCCUUAAGGACACAUAACAUGUGUGACCUGUCAUGAUUUCCUUUUUUCCAGAAGUUUGGUCCUUAAGGGGUUAAAAUGGUAAUAUUUGUUAUGUAUUUGCAAUUUCUAUUUGUGACCUGCUGCACUUUAGGAGUUAAACCCUCUUCUGUGCCUAAAUGUCCUGUAUCAAAGACAGCAGAAGGCAGAAAUAUUUCUUAACUGAAACAUAUAAUAAAAACAAAGUAUUUUAAAGGGACACUAUAGGCAACCAGACCACUUCAGCUUAUUGAAGUGGUCUGGGUGCACUGCCCCUGUCCGUUUAACACUGCAAUUGUAAUAAUUGCAGUUAUUAAGAAACUGCAAUAAUUGCAUUGCAGGGUUAACUCCACCUCUAGUGGCUGUCUACUAGACCACCACUAGAGGCGCUUCCGCUGUGCAUGAGGACAUCAAGCGUCAGCUAAAAAACCCAUAGAAAAUAAUGUAUGCUUUCCUUUUAGUUUGUCCUAACGCGAUCAUGGCACUUGCUGCCGGGGAAGGGGCGUAAACAAGGAGGCACUCUAGUGCUAGGAAUACAAUUUGUAUUCCAAGCAUAUAGUUUCCCUUUAACCAGGAAAGGUGCAUUCAAAUAUUCUCUGAUUUCCAAGUACAUCUUGGAGAUAGGAAGGGGUCUAUUUACAACCAAAGUGCGAAAUUUUGAAAAGCAGUUAAACGUAACAUUUUGGCCUGUUUUCUGGGGUUUAGUUCACAAAUCACUAAUUAGUAAAUAAACAACAAGAAUUACCCACAGAGGGGGCCUUUUCAUCUUUAUGGAUACACCGUGCAAUUGUUUUGUGUGUGUUUUAUGGGGGGAUGUAGCUGCUAGAACUUUCAAAGUGUCAUUUUGUAUAAAAUAAUGCCGCCCCAUAUUUACAGAGAAUGUACACACAUUAUGUUAUUGUCUUUGCAUUUUCAUACUUAACUGAAGUUCGACAAAGAUAUUGAAGCACUAUAUUAACCUGGCACUUUAACUGAUUAUGGUAAGCCGAUAAAAUCUUAUCCAUCUGUUGCUCUUUGUUUUGUUUGUUUUUUGUACUCUAACAUUGAAGACAUAACUGUUUUGUUGUUGUGGGUUUUUUUUGUUUUGUUUUUUUUAAAUCUGCUCGCUGGAAAAAACUCUUGACCAGGAUUUUGAGAGGCAUAAGAUCUAUAUCUUAAACUGGAUGUUUAUUUUUUUAUCACAUAAAGGUGCUUACACCAAAGACCAACAUAAAUACAGUACUCAGUCAUGGAUACAUUACUCUCUAAAAGCUUCAAUAUAACACCCUCGUCGUCAUGACGACAAGGAAUGUUUGUGAACCCUAGUACUAGAGAUAUUGAAGCUUUUAGCGAGUAAUGUAUCCAUGACUGAGCACUAGAGAAAUAUCGAUUUGAGGACAUAUGGCUCUUAUAACCUAUUUUCCUUGGUAAAUUCCCAUUCCCACCUGGUCUCCAUUGGCUUAUGAUCAUAUUUUAUCUGCCUCUACAUGCCACAAUACAUACCUUGUGUAAGAUCUUCUUUUAGGCGCCUGGACACAUCUUCACAAUGCUCGCCAAUGCAUGCAGAGGCUUGGGGAAUGUAUUUCUGAUUAUUGUGAUGACCUUGUCCAUUACUUAAAUUCUUGUGAUGGGGUUACUUUUUCUUUUAUCACUUGGCUGUACCUUUUCCCACUCUGUUUAAAGAUAUUUUGUUAGAUAUGCAGGAUGUGAGAUUGACAUCUCUUUUGGCCACACCAUAUUUAGCAUCUACAGGCCCUGAUGCAGCUCCCCCCAACCCCCCUCCAGUGUUUUAGAACAGUUUUUCUUACCUGGGCACAACCAUGUGCCGCUUUCCGCACUCAGCAAACUCUAGGAGUUCCAGAAACUCAUUGGCUCACUGUCUGGUUUUCUAAAACUGGUUGACUACCUAUACUAGGGAAUGGCAGAACACCACUGGCACAAUAACCACUACAGUGUGCUGUAAUGAUAAUGGUACUUUGAGUGUUCCUUACAAAAAACCCACCUGGGAGCAUGUGACGUCAGCAGCCAAUUAGAGAAUUAUGAUUUGUAUAUACAUACUCCCAACAUCCCACUGUUCAGAUAGAUUUAAGACUUGGAGUUCACUGUUGAAGAUCAAUGUGUCCCGUGUCCAAGGGAAGCAAAUGGUAGCUGGAUGUCUGUUCAGUGCUCAUGUUGUAGAACUACUCAAAAGAUUUAGAAACAAAGUAUGCAAUUUUUUUAAACUGUAUAAUUGGACAUAGAACUUUAAAUAAAGACAAAUUCAGAAUAGCUUUUGAAUUACUGUAAGAUAAUUUAACUCUAUUAUUAUAUAUUCUCUAUAUCAUUUAUUUUUUCUAUGUUUUGAAAACAAUCUUUGCAGUGCAUUUUUAGGUCACUCUGCACUCAUUUACCCCAGUUACCCAGAGGGUUCAUCACAUGCAGAGCCCAGUAUGUAAUGUUUGUGUUUUACAGAGUUGAAAGAUUUUGGGUGGGAUCAUUCAAUGAACAUUAAAGUAAACUGGUUUUACGAAGAAAUGUAUAGCUCCGGGGAUUAGAGUAAAAGGCUGUUUUUAGUUUUUACAACUCCUCAUAAACAUUAAACUGCUCAUAAAGCCAAGACUGAAAGACUGGGCUCUAAAUAGUUAGUGACAGCUCAAUUCAGGGCGAAAUAUAUCCUGAAACAAAUGUCACAGACGCAAUAAAUAAGUAGAAAAUUAACAAGAUAUCUCCCCCCCCCAAGAAGUAUACUGCAAGGACUAAGGUCAAAAAUUAGUUGUCUACCACACAGCAAUAUAAUAUUUAACUAACAAAGCUUUAUUUUCAAUGACAAGAAUACAAUUUUUACUUAAUGUAGUUCUGGUGGCUACUGCCUGUCCUUGCAAGCUUUUUAAUGUAAACACUGCCUUUCAGAGAAAAGGCAGUGUUUGCCUUGCUGCCUAGUAACACCUCUAGUGGCAGUCACUCAGUUCAGUGCUGCAUUGUGUGCAGCACUUAUGUUCAGCACCCCCAUGCAGUGUUUUGAGACGCUGAACGUUCCCCAUAGAGCUGCAUUGAUUCAAUGCCUCUCUAUGAGGAGAUGCUAAUUGGCGCAUGGCGGCAAUAGCCUUUCAAUGCUUUUCUGUAAUAAGCAUUGGAUUGGCUGAGGUCAUCAAUUGAUGAUCUCCAGCAUGGAGGUGGGGACAGCCAGGUUGAGAACCGCACGGCGUGGGAAAUAAGGUGAUUAAAAACACCUAUCCCAUGCGAUCAGAUGGGGCUAGUCACAUAAACAGACACACUCAUUGACAAACACACACAUUCUGCCACACUCACAAAUUAUCAUGUCACCAUGGUGACCUGGAGCCUGGGAUUUGUUGAGCCCUGCUAUAGUUCACUUUUGAUCGACUGUUCGGUUGUGCAAGAAAACGCUGAUAUUUGUGUUUAAAGGCGCAGAAAGCAAAAACCCAUGGGUGUGAAAUGACCUAGCAGCUAAUAGGUUAAUAUAAAUGUACGUCUGUAUAAUGUGCACUAUCUAUAUCUUCUUCGGUGUCUCCUAUUAAAUAAUCUUAUCCAAAAUCCCACAUCUAUCCCCCUUUUAAAUCUGUUCCAGAAUAAUCUGUGCUGUAAUAUCCAAUUUCAUUUGCCUCUAUUUUUCUAUCCAGCUGCACAUAUGGAAUAGAUUAGAUAUUGUACAUACAAAUGGGCCGAGUAACAUAUGGUUUUAACAUCGUAAUAUACAGAUUGUGACACGAGAUAGCCAGCUGGCCUUACAUCCCUUUAAAUGGUGAUUUUGUUUUUUUUAAAUGUUGUGUUCUCUGUGCAUAACAUGUAUUUUCAGGCAACGUACGGGCUACAUUAACAUCCCUGAGGGGAGCUUAUGUUUCUCUGCCGCCAAUGAAAGAGGCAUAAAAACUGUUUAAUAUUAAUAAUUUAGUAUCUAUACAUUCACUAUUCGUUGGGCUAGCACUUUGUAUACGUGCAUUUUGCUUUCUUAAACCGGGUAAUGCAAUUAUUUUAAUGACAAUGUACCUUUAAAUCGUUAUUUCACUCAUAAUGCAGAUUUGUCAUGUUUUUGACUUUCUGUACAUAAAAC
Pelobates cultripes (western spadefoot toad) is the source of this 18027-nucleotide messenger RNA. NCBI's taxonomy places the organism in Eukaryota, Metazoa, Chordata, Amphibia, Anura, Pelobatidae. The record is from the annotation of a GenBank genome assembly.